UUUCGGCUGCUCUCAGCUUGCGUGGCUGUGCGGGGGCGGGAGGGAUGCUGCCUGCCUGCCUUGGCUGGGGGUGCAGCUUUUCCUGCGUGCUGGAGCCGGGGGUGGUGGUGAGGGAUUUGCGUGUGGAAACAAAAAUAAGUGUCUGGGAUGUCUGCCCUGCUCGCAGGCAUCGCUCAUGCCUGUAGGCUUAUGUAGACCUGUCUUGUUGUGGCACUGGAAUAAACCACCUCUGAGCUCUGAUACUGAGUGCAUUGACAUGGAUACUUGGGAAAAAAGUUUAGGAUAAAAAUCUUCCUGAUGCAUUAAACGUGUUGCCCGAUGUAUGGUGUGAGUUAUGGAGCUCAGGAUCCUGACAAUGCCCUUACUUCUGCAUCCUCUGUUCACCAGAUGGGGGGAAUGCCUGUAACUAUGAGUGAUACAGGGGUUUUGUAUGGAAACAGGGGCAAGUUUCCCAUUCUGUGUGUGUUCUGCAUGUGUUAUUUGUCCUGUAGGUUUGGGUCUCUCUGUAAAGAUUGAUGACAGCAAAAGCAGGUCGGGUGGUCCCUGCUCAGAGCUGUGGGGGGGAUGCACAGAUCCAGAGGCUUCCCAGCUGCUCCCACAUGCCCCAGGACAACUCAGAAGUGGGAUUGGGUGCACAGUUCCUUGAGGAAAAGGCCUCCUGGUGCUAGAUUUACUGAGAAGGUGGCUGUGGGUGAGGAGUGGUGGUGCCCGCUGGGGUGCUGUGCAUAAGCCCUGCUGUGUGUCUGUGUGCAAUGAGAAACAUGUUGCUAGCCCCACUGACCCCGGGAAGGGCUCUGUGCUGUCGCUGACCUUGCUGCAGUUCAACGGAUUCAAGUGCUUUUGGGAUAACUCUGAAUAUCUGAAGUCCUGAACCUGAAGUCAGCACGUGGUUUAGUUCCUGCUGUUUCUAACUGCUCCUUCAUCCACCGUAAAUCAGUGUAGGAGCUAGUUAAUCCUGUCCCUUCUGUCUCCUGACAGAGUUAUGGCUUUGCCAAAGCAAGGUGUCACACAGGGCAGGAGAAGAUAAGUUUGCCCCCUACGUCUGAUCAGUGGGGCAUUAAGCACAGGGACAAGACAAAGCAUGAAAAGCAAGUGAGUGAAACUCCUCCUGCGAGCAGAGAGGGAUAUAGUCUGCUUCUGCAGGACUUUGUUUCACUCUUGUAGGGUUAUCUUCAGUGUGGUUUUUGCUUUUCUAGUUGGAGAGCUGUUGGUGGUGUGCAGGGAGCUCUGCCACUCUUACCGCUGCCCUUAGCUUGGUCCAAUAACCUUUAAGGGAUGCAUAUCCUUUGCUUUCCUGCAGUGUAGUCAGUUUUAUGGCAGUGGAGAAAAUAGCAUGGCCCUGUUUAUUGCAGAUUGUGGGUAGGAGUUGCAGAGGUGAGAACUGGCACGGCUGUGAAGCUGCUAAAAAACAGGAUGACUGCUUUACCUGUAUCCAUCAAUCUCUUGUGGAGGGGAAGAGCACCAGACUGCUUCUGACAUGCAGGUAGGCAGGAGCCCCCUGUAGCCGAGUGAGGCAGCAUGGCAACCUGCGCAGAGGCUGUGUGCAGCGGUGUGAUGGGAGCUCAAGGAGGACAGCAGUUGUGAACGGGGACAUGGAGAGAUCCGGCUGGGAUCUCGGGAUGUGCUCGGGAUGUCGCCAGAGCCAGCUAUGAAGGUGGAGCCAGCAGCCAACGCUGGGCAGGAGGAGGACCCCAGGGAUGACAGUGUUCUUGGGGGCCAGGAAUGCCCACUCGGUCCUGAAGCGCUUUCCCCGAGCCAACGGCUUCCUGGAGGAGAUCCGGCAGGGCACCAUCGAGCGGGAGUGCAUUGAGGAGGUCUGCAGCUAUGAGGAGGUCAAGGAAGUGUUUGAGAACAAGGAGAAGACGAUGGAGUUUUGGAAGGGCUACACCAACUAUGUCUACUCUGUCAAGGACCCAGGGCACAAUACGGAGCGCUCAGAAGCUAUGUAUGUGGUGGUGCCCCUCUUGGGGGUGGCUCUUCUGAUCGUCAUCGCCCUCUUCAUCAUCUGGAGAUGCCAGCUUCAAAAGGCCACCCGCCACCGCCCUUCCUAUGCCCAGAGCCGUUACCUGGCCAGCCGGACGGGACGCAGCCUCCCCAGGGUCAUGGUGUACCGGGAGCGGUCGCAGAGCCAAGGGGAAACCCAGUAUCAGCGAGAGGCCAGCAACAGGGCAGCUGGAGAUGGCAGAGCUGGGGGCACCCCUCAGCAAGACAGCACCCUCUGCCCACCAGAGCAUUCGGUCUCUGUCCUCUCCAGACUGUCCAGUGCCACCCCUCCACCUUCCUAUGAGGAGGUGACAGGCAACCCAGAGAGCAGCAGUGGGGAAGAGACCAGCGUCUCCUACAACGACCCACCACCCAAGUAUGAAGAGAUCGUGGCCAGUGCCUCUGCUGCAGGCAAAUAGCGGGGUCUGCCUCUCCCCUGCCUCUUCACGUACUCACAUUCACCCACUCACCUUCCCUUGGCCGGGCCUGGGGCCCCCAUUCAGGUGCCACUUGGCAUUCCAUCUCACCUGUACAAGCUGGUGAAAUCCCAAUAGCCUUACCCUCCUAACCCUAAGUAGUUGUCCACAAGUGGUGAGGCUGGGCUGCGGGGGUGGCUCUGGAACCAGCCAUCUCUUGUGCUUCACUCCCCACUCACGUAAGUGCUGUAGCAGCCAGAGCAGUGCAGCAGCUUGUUCCUGGCUCAACGCAGGGGUCUCCCCAUGGUGCAUUUGAUUUCCUCACUCCCCUCCCUCAAAUAGACAUAACAUUUUUCAUUGAGACAUGAUUGAAACAGCCUCCCUGGGACACUGCUCAGCCUUACCCCCUGGCCUUGCUGGGCCCUGUUUUGCUGCUUGGGGCUCAGAUGAGGAGCUGGGGAUGCAGAAGUGAGUUUCUGUCCAUCCCCACAAGCAGCCUCCACACUCUCCCUGGAGAGAAAGUGCCUCCCUUGUGUGGAUUUGAUGCCAGGUGGGAUUGGGGAGCCCAGUCCAUCCUGUGGUGCCUGUAGCAAUAUUUGCUGUCCAGAGAUGAGGGAGGAGCAGUCAGGGGGUGUUCUCAUCUCCUAGAUCUUCUUGGGAAUGGGGAAAGGCUUGUGAUGGUUCUAUAUGGGAGAUAAGUGGCUUCAGAGUAGCAGCUUCUCUGCUUUCCCACAGUGGGGUACCAGGCAGCUGGAGGUGGAGCUGGCUGUGGUGGAGCUGGCUGGUGGGGUCAUCUCUGGCCUCAAGCCAAAGCUGGUCCCAUGGGGAUGUGCCUCUUUCCUGGAGCGUGGCCUGUCUGGUGUCUGCCCCAGAGGUGGGAUACAGGCACAGGGAGCCUGUGAACAGGCCAGACCUCCUCUUUCCCUAUCCCAGACCUCUCUGUCCUGCCUGGCCCUUCUCUCUAGGGCUCUUUGUUCUCCAGAGCAGGUAAAGGGCAAUGCGAGACUGUAUUCUCUUGGGUCUUGGUGGCUGUGGCCAUGGUGUGGAGGGCCUGCUGACAGAGGCAGCUGCAGGGGUGGGAGCUGGCUGAUCAUGCCGCAGCCCGGUGAUACCCGUGGGUCAGGAGCAGGGCCAAACCCUGGCCAGACAGCUGUGUUAGAGCAGAGCCAGAUGCUUUGCUGUGGGAUCAUUGUCCCCUUUACCUGUGCAGCUGCUUUUGGGGUCCAGGCAAUGGGGCUGGCCUUUCCCAGUCAUGUCUGAUGCGUUAAAAAUGGGGUUGUGCCUAGCAGCCCCCCAGGAAUAGCCCAGAAACUGCCACCACGAGGUGUUCACCCCAGCACCAGCCUCCACCAGCACCGCAAGGCUAUUGUGCAUCCAUCGCCUGCCUGUGCCCCGCUUGGUCCCAGCAAUGCUCUUACAGUCGGUGCCCUCAGACCAGUGCUGAGGCUUGCCCAGCUCCUGGGGCAGCACAUUUGGGGUCUGCAGCUGCUGGCACCGUGUCUGUCCCCUCCCAGGCCUUUCCUCUGCCUUUCAGCCUCAGCAAACCGGGGUUAUGGGAAGACCUGACAGUGAUUGUUGGGGUUGGAGCCUUGAAAAGACCAGGGGGAGACAGCAGGGCACUUUGCAUCCUCUGUCUUCGAUGCUCGGUUGUUAUCCCUGCAGUUUGUAUUCUGUAAAACUUGGUAUAUUUCUGUGCAA
Molecule: messenger RNA, 4097 nt
Organism: Pezoporus occidentalis (night parrot)
Lineage: Eukaryota; Metazoa; Chordata; Aves; Psittaciformes; Psittacidae
Gene: PRRG3
Product: proline rich and Gla domain 3
Exons: 5
Coding region: 1698-2402 (234 amino acids)
Cellular component (GO): extracellular region
Molecular function (GO): calcium ion binding
Source: RefSeq, a predicted model, not a curated record